Molecule: messenger RNA, 1959 nt
Organism: Ostrinia nubilalis (European corn borer)
Lineage: Eukaryota; Metazoa; Arthropoda; Insecta; Lepidoptera; Crambidae
Product: homeobox protein SIX3-like
Exons: 6
Coding region: 141-1313 (390 amino acids)
Biological process (GO): regulation of transcription by RNA polymerase II
Cellular component (GO): transcription regulator complex; nucleus
Molecular function (GO): DNA-binding transcription factor activity, RNA polymerase II-specific; RNA polymerase II cis-regulatory region sequence-specific DNA binding
Source: RefSeq, a predicted model, not a curated record
GACGCCAAGCCUUGCCGUUGCGAGGGUGUGUGAUUUUAAUUUUGAAUUGACAAUUUUUUUCGGUACGGUUGUGAAUGUGAGAUGUGAUUUUGUGAUGGUGAUUGGAUUUUUGGGAUACAGCAAUUAAAUAAUCAUUUGUGAUGAAAUCCACCAAUAUGGAUACUUGCUCAGACCGCUUGAGUCCCUCCAGUGACUCUACUAGUGAGUCAGAAACGUCUCUACCCCCGUUCCCGUACGAGAACCAAAACAACUUCUAUCAACCAGACGUACAGGAAAAACAGUUCUUUUCUUGCAAACAGAAAUCACCGAGAAACGACGAACGAAAAGAACUCUACCUGCAAGAGAACAACAAAUUCGAGAACUACCUAACGCCGCAGAGAAACAAAAAGUUUUUGAAUUUCGAACUCAAACUGUCACAGAAUGACAGUUUCUUCAAUCAAAUAGAAGACGAUCGGAAUAUGCGGUCGGCUUAUUUUAACGACGUUCCAAAUUUGAAAAGCUGCGCGAACGAGAAUUCAAAUUUGACAGACGUUAAAAUAAUGAAUCAGCAGGUGGCGUUCGAAAAUGGCGUUGGGAGUGAGAGAGAGAGGGUUCCGCAGACUUUUUUUAAUGAGAAUGAGAACGCGAACAUUCGUAGAUGCCUGAAUUUUAAUUCGGAGCAGGUUCAGUGCGUUUGUGAGGCAUUGCAGCAGAAGGGGGAUAUAGAGAAACUGGCUGCUUUUCUUUGGAGUUUGCCGCAGAGUGAGCUCAUGAGAGGGAAUGAGACUGUUUUGAGGGCCCGAGCACUAGUAGCGUACCACCGAGGGGUCUUCCAAGAGCUGUACGCGAUUCUGGAAGCACACACGUUUCCUCCAAGGCACCAUACGGCGCUGCAGGAUCUGUGGUUCAAGGCACACUAUGAUGAAGCACAGAAGGUCCGGGGAAGGCCCUUGGGAGCCGUAGACAAGUAUAGACUAAGGAAGAAGUAUCCGCUCCCCAAGACGAUAUGGGAUGGAGAGGAGACAGUGUACUGCUUCAAGGAGAAGAGCAGGAACGCCCUGAAAGACUGCUACUUUAGGAAUAGAUACCCCACCCCCGACGAAAAACGGGCUCUAGCCAAGAAGACCGGCCUGACCCUCACUCAGGUGUCCAACUGGUUCAAGAACCGACGGCAGAGGGACCGGACCCCCCAACAACCUAAUCGACCAGAAAUGCUCGUACCUGCCCAGUAUGCAGGCCCUCAAGGAAGCCUGGCCCAAGCAUUGAUACCAAACGCCUACUACCACCACCAGCUCCAGAAUCCAAACCAUUACCUGCACGGAAACACCCCUUAAAUAAGUGUUGCCAUAACAUUAAUACGUAAAUAGUUACAAAUUUGUGAUUUUAUAUUUUAAGGUACCUAAAUAUUUUAUUCGAGAUUCUUUUUUAAAUAUGAACAUAAAAUUUAAGCUCAUGGCUUUAUUUACCUCAUAAAAAUAGCCUCUUUUUCAGUAUCUGAGCUUAAUGUAGGAUUUAAAAGUUUUGCCCUUCAGACAUUAGAUUUUAAAGUAUUUUCUAUAUUUAUUUCCCCCAAGAUUUUUGUAUUGUCGCUAUAGAUUGCCACACAUACUUUAAACAUUAUAUUUUAUCAUUUUAUGACGAAACUUAGAUUAAUGUGAUGAUUAUCAACAUGAAUAAUUUUAUGAUUAUUUUUCCUCAUGAUUCCUGUUUAUAAUUAUUGUAAUUAUAAUAAGUAGUAGACAGUAAACUUUUAAGUUACUUAUGUCAAGCGUUGUGUUAACUAUUGUUCCUAUUUGAUGGUAGAUUCGUUUAUAAUAUUGUUUUAAUACAGACUAUUAUUCUUUGAGUAGGCUAGAUGCUUAUAACUAUUUUAAGGACUACUCAACAUUAGUUAUGACUCAGUAACUUAUGAACCAGAGUUACUAUAGUAUUUUAAACAGAGACUGUAAUAAAUAGGCUUUCAAACCGUGUAAAUAUAAA